This is a messenger RNA of Metschnikowia bicuspidata var. bicuspidata NRRL YB-4993, 2693 nucleotides long. It is a transcript of the gene PMS1, whose product is annotated as ATP-binding mismatch repair protein. Gene Ontology annotation, molecular function: ATP-dependent DNA damage sensor activity; mismatched DNA binding; ATP hydrolysis activity. Gene Ontology annotation, biological process: mismatch repair. The coding region runs from base 36 to 2693 and encodes 885 amino acids. Lineage: Eukaryota; Fungi; Ascomycota; Pichiomycetes; Serinales; Metschnikowiaceae. The transcript has 2 exons. The record is from RefSeq and is a predicted model, not a curated record. Gene Ontology annotation, cellular component: MutLalpha complex.
UUCCUUUAUUUGUCACGAAAAAGCCACACAUCACCAUGUCAAUUUCAUCAAUUAAUGCCAGUGACGUGUCAAAGAUAACUUCCGGACAAGUUAUUAUUGAUCUUGCGUCGGUGGUGAAGGAAUUGAUCGACAAUGCUAUUGAUGCUGGGUGCAAUAAAGUUGAGGUCACUUUCAACAACCAUGGGGCUACUUCUGUUGAAGUCUCCGAUAACGGCCGUGGGAUUGACGUAUCAGAUUUUGAGACGCUUUGCUUGAAACAUCAUACUUCAAAGCUAACACAUUUCGAAGAUUUGACGUCUGUGACUACGCUUGGUUUCCGAGGGGAGGCAAUGAGCUCAUUAUGUUCUGUGUCGAAGGUCAAAGUGGUCACUUCGUCUGCUACGACAUUUCCUCGGGGGACUCAAUUGGAGUACAACUCUAUGGGUGAGAUUCAGACUAAAAAAUCGCUCGUUACUGGGAAAAAAGGCACCACUGUCAACAUUUCUGAUCUUUUCCACGGAUGGCCUGUAAGACAGAAGAACUUUGUAAAACAUGCUAAAAGAGAAUAUUCCAAGACGUUAAAUUUACUCCAGGCAUAUUUGCUAGCGUACACAAACAUUCGAUUCACCAUUUUUAAUAUCAGUGGCUCCACAGGAAAGAAAACCAUGGUCAUGGGAACACAGGGUGGGCAGUCUUCGAUCUCGGACGUGCUAACAACUAUUUAUGGAAGCAAUGGAGCACAUGGACUCAUACCCUUGGCAAUUUCUGCUGAGAAUAUUGACGCUCGCUUCAAGCUCAACAUGUCGUGUGUUCCCAUGGCCCUCAGCAUAAAGCUUACCGGCGUGAUCUCUGACUGUUCUUUCGGAAUGGGCAGAGCUGCCACUGAUCGACAAUACUUUAGCAUUAACAAGAGACCAGUAACUCAUAAGAAGUUGGGAAAGAUCGUGAAUGAGGUCUACAAAUCUUUCAAUACAACCCAGUCACCAGUGUACGUCAUAGAUCUUCAGCUAGCCAGCUCAUUGUUGGACGUGAACGUUACUCCCGACAAGAGGCUGGUCAUGAUGCAAUGUGAAGACUUGAUCAGCGAGGUCAUUAGGGAAGAGUUAGUGUCGCUCUUUCGGGGAAGAAACAAUUUCGUUCCUAAAAGUGAGAUGGGCGUGGUGAAUAUUGGCUCGCAGCAUAGUUCCACGCAACAAAAAAGCUUGGACCUGUUUAGUUCUUCUCACAGCUCAUGCGGCCAAUCACAUGUAGCCUCAGUCAAUUUUGAGGAUGCAGAAGAAAAGCAACUCAGUCAGAAUGAUGAUGAACAAACAGUGGAGCGCAAUGAAUCUAUCAGAUCCUCACCAUCAAACUCGGAAGUCGAGAUAACACAUAUUUCGUUUGACAAAACUGAGGCCCGUCAAGCUGAAGAUGGAUGUCCCGUUGACGAAGAUAUUGCUCAAAGAAACGAAGGACAGAAAGUACUCGAUCCCAACAGUCACGCGAUUGUAUCUACAUUAUUGCUGGAAACUCUCUCGGACGUCGAGGAUGAUGAGGGAGAAAAUUCAGAAGAAUGUGAUUCGCAACCAAUUUGUGCACCUAAUCAAAUAGACAAUGAGCCUGAUGUGCUAUUCGUAUUAGAGGAAGAAGAAACCCUCCAAAAUUUAGAACAAAGUACACAAAUGGCCUCAAGCGACUCCAAGAAUCUGAAACGUGAUGCAGGAGUCGGAGUCGAGGCAGAUCAUACAACUCUCCAGGUGCAUCUGAAUACUAAAGAUAGUGUUCAAUCGGGAGAUGACAGUGCAAAUUCGAAGAAGUCCUCUCGUGACACUAGGACGUCUAAUCCAGAGAAUACAAUAGGUGACAUGGAGUGGUCGACAGCACACAAUUCAGAGAUAAACAACUCAGCUUCUGGAAGGAAGAGGCGCCAUUCGGACCAGCUUCAAGGAGUACAAAGUCUUUUGUCAGUGACAAUUGAAGAAGCGAAGACGUAUGUUGCAUGUGAAGCGGAGAUUCAAAGGGGUAAAAACGGCAUUGCACGCGUCCAAGAUAUCAACGAAGCCAUGGAAAUUUGCAGAAACGACUUCACGAGAAUGGAAAUUGUUGGACAGUUCAAUUCGGGCUUUAUUAUCGUCAGUCACGGGGGCAAAAUAUUCAUUGUGGACCAACAUGCGCUGGAUGAAAUUUACAAUUACGAGAGAUUGAUGAAUAAUUUGACGCUUCAACCACAGCCAUUAGUGGUGCCUCAGGUCCUCGAAUUGUCUCCGAUCGAUGAGAUGGAAAUACUUGAGUUUGCGGAGCAUCUUGGAAGAAACGGGUUUUCCAUAGAGGAAAUAGAAGAUGCAGCUCCCGGCCGAAGGGUGAGAUUGAAGGGGAUCCCGGUGCUGAAAAAUGUGGUCUUUGAUGUGAGCGAUUUGCACGAGCUUGUUCAUAAGUUACACGAGCAGGGAGCUGGGAGCGAAUCCCGAAAGGCGGCGAAAUUCGAUAGUCUGACCACACCGCGCAGAUCUACGUUCUUCUCUUGCCGCUGCACUAAAGUGGACAGAAUGAUAGCCCUGCGAGCAUGUCGGCUGAGUAUAAUGAUCGGGCUGGCAUUAUCAACGCAAACGAUGAUGCGAGUUGUGAAAAACUUGGCCACAUUGGACAGGCCCUGGAACUGCCCUCACGGAAGGCCCACCAUGCGCCAUCUAGCGGAUAUAGAAGGAACCGGCUUCUCGGCCGACUACGAAGUUUGA